Molecule: messenger RNA, 603 nt
Organism: Dichomitus squalens LYAD-421 SS1
Lineage: Eukaryota; Fungi; Basidiomycota; Agaricomycetes; Polyporales; Polyporaceae
Product: Aldo/keto reductase
Exons: 6
Source: RefSeq, a predicted model, not a curated record
CAUCGUUUCGACUACGAAACGCCGAUUGAGGAGACUACGCAAGCCUUACACGUUAUCGUGAAAGCUAUAUACGUUCGUAACAUUGGCAUGAGCCCGUGCUGGCCUUAUCAGUACCAUGCGAUCAACCAAAACAUCACGCCGUUCGUCUCUGUGCAGAAUCAUUACAGCUCGCUCUAUCGCGAUGAGGAGCGCGAGAUGUUCCCGACGCUCAAGCACUUCGAUGCCGACUCGAUCCCGUGGUCUCCUCUCGGGCGCGGAUUGCUCGCUCGUCACAUCGACGGCAAGACUCUUAGGCCGAAGACUGACGGGUGCAUUCCGUCACGUCUGUCUUGGCGUACAGAUGAGCUGACAGCACUCCUCUGCAGGGUCGAGGAGCUCGCGGAGAAGGGCGUAAGCAUGGCCCAGAUCUCGACGGCCUGGAUCAUGAACAAGCCUGGCAUCACCGCGCCCAUCAUCGGGACGACGAGCCCGAGGAACCUCGCAGAUAUCCUUGGUGCUCUUGACGUACAACUCACGAAGGACGGGAUGAAGCACCUGGAAGACCCGUACCAAUCGCUGAAGGUCCUGGGCCAUGCCCGAUGCUUCGAUGUAAUUCCUCCAUAA